Euleptes europaea (tarantolino) is the source of this 1261-nucleotide messenger RNA. RefSeq names its product tripartite motif containing 54 (gene TRIM54). The transcript has 10 exons. The record is from RefSeq and is a predicted model, not a curated record. The coding region runs from base 52 to 1203 and encodes 383 amino acids. Gene Ontology annotation, molecular function: zinc ion binding. NCBI's taxonomy places the organism in Eukaryota, Metazoa, Chordata, Lepidosauria, Squamata, Sphaerodactylidae.
UCUGCACAGCCGGUUGGAGUGUGUGGCGGGGGCAGCGCUGGUGCCGCGGGGAUGAACUUUGCCGUGGGCUUCAAGCCGAUGCUGGGGACCUCGCAGAGCAUGGACAACCUGGAGAAGCAGCUCAUCUGCCCCAUCUGCCUGGAGAUGUUCACCAAGCCGGUUGUGAUCCUGCCCUGCCAGCACAACUUGUGCCGCAAGUGUGCCAACGACAUCUUCCAGGCCUCCAACCCUCUGUGGCAGUCACGGGGCUCCACUUCGGUGUCUUCUGGAGGGCGAUUCCGAUGCCCAUCCUGCCGCCACGAAGUGGUGCUGGACCGGCACGGAGUGUACGGUCUGCAGCGCAACCUUCUGGUGGAAAAUAUCAUUGACAUCUACAAACAGGAAUCCUCUCGACCCCUCCAUGCCAAGGCAGAGCAGCAGCUGAUGUGCGAGGAACACGAGGACGAGAAGAUCAACAUCUAUUGCCUGACCUGUGAAUCCCCCACUUGCUCCAUGUGCAAAGUCUUCGGGGCCCACAAGGACUGCGAAGUGGCCCCUCUGUCCAACGUCUAUAAACGGCAGAAGGGGGAGUUGAGCGAUGGCAUCGCCAUGUUGGUUGCAGGGAAUGACCGGAUCCAGGCCAUCAUCUCCCAGAUGGAGGAGAUCUGCAAAACCAUAGAGGACAACGGGCGGCGGCAGAAGCAGCACCUGUGCCUGCGUUUUGACUCCCUGUACAGCACCCUGGAGGAGCGCAAGAAGGAGCUGCUGCAGGAGAUCGGGCGGGAGCAGGAGGAGAAGGUCCAGCUGGUGCGGGAGCUCAUCCGCCAGUACGGGGACCAUCUCGAGGUCUCCUCCAAACUGGUGGAGUCAGCCAUCCAGUCCAUGGAAGAGCCUCAGAUGGCCGUCUACCUCCAGCAAUCCAAGGAGCUGAUCAAAAAGAUCACAGACAUGUCCAAAGUAUCCAUGAGCAGCCGCCCAGAGCCUGGCUAUGAAAACAUGGACCACUUUUCCAUCAACACGGAACACGUGGCUGAAAUGCUGAGAACAAUUGAAUUCCAGACAGACGCUGCUGGGGAAGAUGCUGAAGCCGAGGGGGUCAGCCCAGAAGGUGGCGAAGCUGCAGCAGAAGAGGAGCACCUGGAAGGGGUGGAUGCCCCCGAGGGGACUGAAGAUGUGGGGCUCAGACCCAAGCCUGCAAGUGCCUCGCAUGCAGCUCAGCACUGAAGAUGUGGUGUCAAGGCAGCAGGAGGAGAAGCAACCCACAAUGCAUCUGGAGUAGCAG